Molecule: messenger RNA, 2085 nt
Organism: Sinocyclocheilus anshuiensis
Lineage: Eukaryota; Metazoa; Chordata; Actinopteri; Cypriniformes; Cyprinidae
Product: POU domain, class 5, transcription factor 1
Exons: 5
Coding region: 308-1726 (472 amino acids)
Biological process (GO): regulation of transcription by RNA polymerase II
Molecular function (GO): RNA polymerase II cis-regulatory region sequence-specific DNA binding; DNA-binding transcription factor activity, RNA polymerase II-specific
Source: RefSeq, a predicted model, not a curated record
CCGAUUGAUUAGGAAAACCUGUGCGGGGACAGGAUCAGAAUUGAGAUUUGGAAGAGUUGGUGUUGGUGAGUUUCUAGCCCGUCCUGAAGGCCUAAUUGAUGGCUGUCACACCAGGACUGCGCACAUUUCCACACAAGCUGAUAUUGGGACGCACAGUUUGAGGCUUUGAAAUUUAAUUUGGUUUACAAAGUCUGGUAUUUCUACAAGAGCAUCCUGGCAUGGAGCUACUGAUCGCCGUUUAUUGACUAUCAAACCAACAGCCUCAACGCUUUCUUGCUUGAAAUCUACAGAACUUUUUUGUGAGAAGAUGACAGAGAGACCGCAGAGCCCGACAGAAGUGGACUGCAGACCCUACGAGGUCAACAGGGCCGUGUACCCUCAAGCGACGGGCCUGGAUGGACUUGGCGGUGCGUCUUUGCAGUUCGCGCACGGCAUGCUUCAGGAUCCAAGCCUGCUUUUUAACAAAGCCCAUUUCAACGGAAUCAGCGCUGCGACACACCAAACCUUCUUCCCAUUUUCAGGCGAUUUUAAAACGAACGAUCUGCAAGGUAGUGAUUUUGCGCAACCCAAACACUGGUACCCGUUUGCUGCACCCGAGUUCACCGGGCAGGUCGCGGGAGCGACGACAGCCACCCAGCCGGCGAACAUCAGCCCGCCUAUCGCUGAAACCAGGGAUCAAAUCAAGAUUCCAGCUGAGGUAAAAACCGAAAAGGAUGUUGAUGAAUACACCAAUGAAGAAAACAAGCCGACGUCACAAUAUAAUCUCACACCGGGGAUAUCAUCCGUGCCCACCGGGGUGAAUUAUUACACACCCUGGAACCCCUCGUUUUGGCCUGGACUGCCCCAUAUUACGGCCCCCGCUAAUAUUUCUCAAGCUCCCCCGACACCCUCCGCAUCAUCCCCAUCGCUGUCUCCAUCUCCACCCGGAAACGGGUUCGGAAGCCUGGGUUUUUUCAACGGAGGCUCCGUGCAAAACAUCCCUUCGGCUCAGGCGCAAAGCGCAGCCAGGAGCAGCGGCUCCUCCAGUGGAGGGUGCAGUGAUUCUGAGGAGGAGGAGAAUCUGACUACAGAGGACUUGGAGCAGUUUGCCAAAGAGCUCAAACACAAGCGCAUCACUCUGGGUUUCACGCAGGCAGACGUGGGGCUCGCGCUGGGAAACCUCUAUGGCAAAAUGUUCAGUCAGACGACUAUCUGCCGCUUUGAGGCUCUCCAACUUAGUUUCAAGAAUAUGUGCAAACUGAAGCCGCUGCUCCAGAGGUGGUUGAAUGAGGCAGAGAAUUCCGAAAACCCUCAGGAUAUGUACAAAAUUGAACGGGUGUUCGUCGACACAAGAAAGAGAAAGCGGAGGACCAGUUUGGAAGGCACAGUCCGUUCUGCUCUGGAGUCGUACUUUGUGAAGUGCCCCAAACCCAACACUCUGGAGAUCACGCACAUAUCUGAUGACCUAGGCCUGGAGAGAGAUGUAGUACGUGUGUGGUUCUGCAACCGUAGACAAAAGGGAAAACGUCUAGCAUUGCCCUUUGAUGACGAAUGCGCUGAAGCACAGUAUUACGAGCAGAGUCCACCACCUCCGCCCCACAUGGGUGGCACAGGCCUCCCAGGGCAAGGCUAUCCUGGACCAGCCCAUCCCGGAGGAGUCCCUGCCCUAUACAUGCCAUCCCUCCACCGACCGGAGGUCUUUAAAAACGCCCUGCACCCUGGACUGGUGGGUCACCUCACCAGCUAAAUUUUAUAGAAAUGCUCCAAGCCAAGCUAUGGAUCAAAUCGGUCAUAUGAUUUAUUUUGAUGUAAACAUUGCAUCUGUUUAUUUGGUUCUUUCCAUAUGUGCCUUGGGACGCUCUGAUUGCACACUAGCAGUCUGAUGGAUCAUUGCAUAAUGGGUGCCUUGUUCAACUAAUGUGUUUGCACAUGAAGCCAUAGGUUCAGAUAUGAUUUUUAUCAGUUUUUAUUACUUUUUGCUCCUGUAUCAAUUUGUAAUGUACAUAUGUUUGUUUUAUUGUUCAAUAUUUGAUGAUUCCCAAAGUAUAUUUCCAUAUUUGUCUCCGUACUUUGUAGUUUUUCUCCACCUUUCUGUGUGAACUGCCA